AUGGAUCCAGACACUCCGCCUCCCGAGCCCUCCCCCUCCGCUCUCAACUACAUCCUUAGCUUCUUGCUGGUUGGGAUCGCAUGGGGCUUCACCACACCCUUCAUCCGCCGCGCCGCCGUGGAGUUCCGCGCCCGGAACAAGCCCAACCAUCAGGACCAGCCCGAGGAGAAUAGCGCGCGCCGGUUGCCGCGGAGCUCAUGGGCGAAGCGGAAACUUACAGGGUUCUUUUGGACCGUGGUGAAUCUGCUACGGACGCCACAGUAUGCCGUCCCGCUCCUAUUGAAUCUAUCUGGGAGCGUGUGGUUUUUCCUCCUCGUCGGAAAGCACGAACUAAGCCUAACCGUCCCGAUUACCAAUUCCAUGGCCUUUCUAUUCACGGUGCUGGGGGAGUGGUAUGUCGAGGGCAAGGUCAUUUCGAAGCAAACUUGGCUGGGGAUGUCCCUGGUCCUCAGCGGGAUUGCAUUCUAUUUCAAAGAUAUAUAUAUUCCGGGGCUCGAUAUUGCCGUUUACGAAACCCUCGACUUCGGUGCCCUCAUUUUCCGUCGGUUCUUUGUCGCCGCUUCGACGCAAGACGCUGGGGCCAUUGCCUUUGUCCCGUCCGGUCGAGUGGCGGGGGAAUUCGCCGGAAGGAAUUCUCGUCGACUCGAAGCCAAUAUUGCGCGGCUCCCAAACGAAUGCAUGCGUCACCGCCAUCAGUCCUUCGGGACUCGAGAUCGGGAAGGGGGCAUGCGCCUCAUGCAUUUGGCCGAACUCGCCACGUUAGUUCCCUUCCAGCCGCCCGUCUUCGCUCCGUCGAAGUCCACCAUGCCGGUCGUUGUCCCUCCCGUCGGUGAGAAUGUCGUCGACAAAACUCCCGAUCCGUCUGAUACAUCAACUCAGAUGCUCCUCCACGCAGAUGCUGAAACCACCAGCGGCACUAUGGAGAAUUUCAACAUGAUCACAAGCAAAAAGAGAUUGUAUCUUGGGUGA
This is a messenger RNA of Uncinocarpus reesii 1704, 969 nucleotides long. RefSeq lists its product as uncharacterized. NCBI's taxonomy places the organism in Eukaryota, Fungi, Ascomycota, Eurotiomycetes, Onygenales, Onygenaceae. The transcript is spliced from 5 exons. The record is from RefSeq and is a predicted model, not a curated record. Bases 1 to 969 code for a protein of 322 amino acids.